Exophiala xenobiotica is the source of this 1425-nucleotide messenger RNA. RefSeq lists its product as uncharacterized. The record is from RefSeq and is a predicted model, not a curated record. The coding region runs from base 390 to 674 and encodes 94 amino acids. NCBI's taxonomy places the organism in Eukaryota, Fungi, Ascomycota, Eurotiomycetes, Chaetothyriales, Herpotrichiellaceae. The transcript has a single exon.
CGGAGGUAAGGCCGGGAUCGAUCAUGCAAGCCCUGACCAGUAUGCAGGUCCGAACUUUCCGUCUCCUUUUCUUCGUGGUGUCUUGACAUUGCGUGCAAUGAACACCCAAACAUUUAGCCUACGUCGCCUAUCGCCAGGAGACUCGAUUGUGAUUGGCAAUACUCAUGUAUAGAUAACCCCUCUCCAGUGUUGCAAUCAGCGUGACGGGAAUUUGCUCGGCAACCGAUACAAAGGCCUGCGCACACAAAUUGGUAUCGACCCCAGUCUCAUGUGAAAAGAGAUAUAGAUGGCAUUGCCGCUCCGGGUCUGGAAGUCACCUCCAAGACAAUCUCUACCUUCUGCAAGGCUUCCAGAACACUGACAAGCUUUCCGUUGCUAUACCAAGCCCAAUGUCUUCCAAUAACGCAGCCGAAAGACCUACCUAUGGCCUCGCUCGCUCGACCUCAGACUCGAUCACAAGCUCUUCGACUUCGGAGAUGCACGACAAAAUCACAAAGCAAAUGCGCAUACAACAAGAUCGGUGGUCGACAUGGCAAGCCAAACAGAUCGUCUUGUUCCAAGAGGCCGCAUCGGCGCCAGAAUCCGAAGGCUCCUUCCGCAAACGUAUAACAUCAAAGCGACCGCAUCUUUACCUCGAUAAAGUCUCCUCAACUCUGCGAAAACUGCGAGGUUAAUUUUACAGCUGUGGCACCCAAAGGGCUCGCCGUUGCUGGCAGGAGACAGAAUUGCCGGAAAGGUCCAACGCCGUUCACAUUCCCAAAGGAAAUCGUUCAAUUCGUUGAUACGAAGCCUCCAACCCAUCACGCUUUGCUGGCUCUCACCACCAGAACGACCGCGUGCAUGCACUGAAUGUGCCCCAAGACGGUUCGGCAAUUUGUUUUGGGUAUACGGCGAAGGCACUCGCCACAUUGACGUUGCGCUAUACCCUUGCACUUCGCUUGUCAUAUGAUAACUGGCCCCGUUUCCCGGCCAUGACGCGAGGAUCAUUUGCCGACAUUUAUAUCCUAUCUCGUCAACAUACUUCGAUACUCCAUAUUCGCUGUGCAAAUUGGGAAGCUGAAGACUUCCGGCCGGGCGGGCGUUAUUGGUAUGAAUGAUACCCUUGCUAUUUUAGCGCUUUACAAUCAUGUUAUGUUUACUGCCCGUGAUUAAAUGUUAGGUUCGUUUGUGUUUCAUCUGAACACACACUGCGAGUGUUACUACGUAGUAAUGUUGCUAAUUCGAUAGUCGGCUUUGCUUCUACUCUGGCUCUCACAUCUACCCCCACGAUCGUUCCAUCUCAUGGCCAUGCCACCACCAGGUUAGUAACGAAGGACUAUGUUUCACCGUUUGAGCAACCAGUAAGAUCGUGUUGUGUGAGUCACGAGUUCCGAUGUUUCAAAGUUCGCCGUCUUCGUAUCUAAAUCUCGCAUCUACCAGAAUCGG